Drosophila busckii is the source of this 779-nucleotide messenger RNA. Its product is annotated as zinc finger protein ubi-d4 A. The transcript is spliced from 2 exons. Lineage: Eukaryota; Metazoa; Arthropoda; Insecta; Diptera; Drosophilidae. Bases 282 to 779 code for a protein of 165 amino acids. The record is from RefSeq and is a predicted model, not a curated record.
CGAUAGGCAGUGGUUUUACAAGUCGGCAACCCUGUAUGUUUGGAAAAGAGGAAAACAGUGAAAGCGUUGUGGAAAAAAGGCAGGGAAAUAGCGAUAAGAAAAGGAAACGGUUAAGUUGACGUGAGCAGGAGCAGCAGCGGCGCUGCUUAAAGACAGCGCCAGACGCUGGAUACUGACUCUAAAUGGAUUAGUCGGAAAACGUGAAGCAAGAAUACAGUUAGCAUAACAAGAUAGAGGGGGAGCACGGAGGUCGGAGGACGACGGAGCACACAGGUUUCGCCAUGUCUUCGGCGGUAAAUAUACAGAUUGUGUCGAUGCCGAACCUGGCAAAAAUUGAGAGCUUUCUUAAGGAUGUGAGCUAUCGCGAGACGAUCGAGUACAGCGCCAAUUUUAACACCCGCCUGUGCAUCGAACGGCGAUUGCGGCUGCCGUUUCUCGAUCCACAAACGGGCGUGGCGCAAAAUCACUCGCAUCUGUUCCUGGACAAGCGGCAACGCAUGCCCGGCUUUCGGCAAGGACAGAUAUACACCUAUCCCGCGGCACGUUGGCGCAAAAGCCGACGACAGUACUUGACCAAGAUGUACGGUAGGUUUCCAGAGCGUCCGUUUCAAGCGUUACGCAAGGAACACGAGGCGCUCAAUAUCAGCAACAGUAGCGUUGGCGUCGGUCUGUGGUGCAGGCCUGCGGACUUGAAACCUAAGGGCUUGGCUUUUUGUGGGGCGGCCACCGUCGCCGUCGUACACAGAAUAAGUUUCAACAUAAGUUUAAACCUGCACUGA